Suillus subalutaceus is the source of this 2487-nucleotide messenger RNA. Its product is annotated as OPT oligopeptide transporter. Gene Ontology annotation, biological process: transmembrane transport. Gene Ontology annotation, molecular function: oligopeptide transmembrane transporter activity. Lineage: Eukaryota; Fungi; Basidiomycota; Agaricomycetes; Boletales; Suillaceae. The transcript has 11 exons. The record is from RefSeq and is a predicted model, not a curated record. Bases 103 to 2400 code for a protein of 765 amino acids.
UCAUUUUGCAUCUUUCUUUGCACUUACAUACUUACGAAAAUCGUACAAAAGCCGGGGUCACUACCAUGCCUGUCUUCCGACCAUUCGUCCUUCCUCACCAUCAUGUCGGCUUACGCUGGGCAUUCGAGCGGUACUGGCUCAGUCGAUAAGAUUGACUCUGAGAAAGCAGCCCUUGCUAUCGGUGCUCUACCCCUUGCUGAUUUUGAUGACCCAAACAUCAACAAGGAAGAAGCUUUAACUGGCAUUCUAGAGGAUGACUCGCCUUAUCCUGAAGUACGAUCGGCUGUAUCCAACACUGAUGACAUGUCCAUACCCGUUAGCACUCUCCGCUCAUGGGUUAUGGGCUUUUUUUGGGUUAUUAUCGUCCCUGGUAUGAACCAGUUCUUCUAUUUCCGAUAUCCCUCCGUCAACAUCACCGGCAUGGUUGCCCAACUAUUGUCAUUUCCCAUGGGUCGUCUCUGGGCAGCUGUCGUGCCCAAUAUUUCAAUAUUCGGCGUCCGCUUGAACCCCGGACCAUUCACGAUCAAGGAGCACGUUUUAGUCACGAUUAUGGCUACCGUCGGAUGGCAAUCUGCAUAUGCGACCGACAUUGUUGCAGUGCAGAGAGUGUUCUACGGUCAAACUCCCAACUUCAGCUAUCAAUGGAUGUUGGUCAUGUCUACCCAGCUCAUUGGCUUCUCACUGGGUGGCGUUAUGCGUCGAUUCCUGGUUCUUCCCCCCUCCAUGAUUUGGCCCACAAACUUAGUUACGUGCGCCCUAUUUAAUACGCUCCAUGCGCAAUCAUACGCUGGUAUUGGCAAUCGCGGUGGUAUUUCACGAGAGCGCUUCUUUGUUUAUGUCUUCUCCGCGGGAUGUGCAUGGUACUUCAUCCCAGGUUAUCUGUUCCAAGCUCUCAGCUACUUCACCUGGGUGUGCUGGAUCGCUCCAGAUAACGUCGUCGUCAACCAGCUCUUUGGCUAUGAAAGCGGCCUUGGCAUGAGCUUGAUUACGUUCGACUGGGCCCAAAUUACUUAUGUUAUGAACCCACUCGCAACGCCAUGGUGGAGCGAGGCUAACGUUCUCGUUGGCUUUGUGUUCUUUUUCUGGAUCCUUACCCCGAUCCUUUAUUAUACUAAUACCUGGUAUUCUAAAUUCCUGCCCAUCAUGUCUCGCACGUCAUACGAUAACACGGGUGCCGCCUACGAUGUCACUGCGAUUCUUGGCACCGAUGGAACUCUCAAUGCUACUGCAUAUGAGGCAUACAGCCCUCUGUUCCUGUCGACAACUUUUGCAGUGUCUUACGGUCUGUCAUUUGCGUCAAUCACUGCCACCAUUACGCACGCCAUCCUCUUCUUCCGCAAGCAGAUCUGGGCCCAGUCGCGUCGCUCAAUCGACGAACAGCCGGACAUCCAUGCACGUCUCAUGGCUAGGUACCGUCAGGUUCCAGAGUGGUGGUACCUUAUCAUCUUCGUGAUCAUGUUCGUUUUCGGCAUCAUUGUCAUUGAAGUCUGGCCUACCCAGUUCCCGGUGUGGGGCUUCGUUCUCGCACUUAUAAUUGCUUUCCUCUACAUCAUUCCCAUUGGCAUGAUUCAAGCUAUCACGAAUCAACAAGUCGGUCUGAAUGUUAUUACGGAGUUGGUCGUUGGAUACGCUAUCCCUGGACGCCCAUUGGCAAUGAUGCUUUUCAAGACAUGGGGUUAUAUUACAAUGGCGCAAGCGUUGCAGUUCGCCCAGGACUUCAAGCUCGGUCAUUACAUGAAAAUUCCUCCCCGCACGAUGUUCUUUGCACAGGUCAGCGCGGCUGCUAUCGCUGGAACCGUACAGCUCGGCGUGCAAGCUUGGAUGUUUACCAACAUCGUGGACAUGUGUAGCACGAAACAACCUGACGGUUUCAUUUGCCCCAACACUCAAGUGUUCGGCACUGCAUCAAUCAUCUGGGGUGUUAUUGGUCCUCAGCGUCAGUUCUCCUCCGGCCAAAUGUACGGCGGCCUCCUUUGGUUCUUCCUCAUUGGCGUGCUUUGCCCCCUCGGCGCUUGGAUCAUUUCUAUCAAGUGGCCGAACAGCAUCAUUCGUUACAUCAACUUCCCCGUAAUAUUCACUGGAACGUCCUACAUACCACCAGCGACUGCCGUCAACUACGUGCCUUGGGCAAUCGUCGGUUUCAUAUUCCAGUACGUUAUCCGCCGCCGCCAUUUCUCAUGGUGGACAAAGUACAACUAUGUCCUGGCUGCUGCACUCGACUCUGGACUUGCAGUUUCUAUCAUCUUGAUCUUCUUCUGUCUGCAGUACCCGCAAAACGGCACCAUCGGCGCAAACAACGUCGCAAAAUGGUGGGGCAACAAUGUGUUCUUGAAUACAGCAGAUGGGAAGGCCAUGUCGUACUACACUAUCAAUGGCACCUUUGGGCCAUCAACAUGGUAGGGAAUAUUGUAGUUGUAUAUAUAAGGGUGUAUAUAUGAAGGUGUUUAUGUUACGAGUAUCAAUUUAUUUUCCUUGCUGCUCUUUUGG